Messenger RNA from Neoarius graeffei (lesser salmon catfish), 3405 nucleotides. RefSeq names its product CD27 molecule (gene cd27). Gene Ontology annotation, biological process: regulation of cell population proliferation; inflammatory response. The record is from RefSeq and is a predicted model, not a curated record. Bases 532 to 1239 code for a protein of 235 amino acids. The transcript has 6 exons. Gene Ontology annotation, molecular function: tumor necrosis factor receptor activity; cytokine binding. NCBI's taxonomy places the organism in Eukaryota, Metazoa, Chordata, Actinopteri, Siluriformes, Ariidae. Gene Ontology annotation, cellular component: external side of plasma membrane.
UUUGUUAUGAAUACAACUUUUAUUUAUAAAACUAAAAGAGACAGAAGGAUUAUUUUUUAUUAUUGAGGGCACUCAGUCACAUAAGGUUAUUUGAGGUUAAGGUUAUUGAUGUUUGGUGUAGGCGUAGCAUUAAUUAGUUGCCUUAAUAAUUAUGUCAGUGAAAAGUCCUCACAAGGUUAGUAAGACAAGUGUGUGUGUGUGUGUGUGUGUGUGUGUGUGUGUGUGUGUGUGUGUGUGUGUGUGUGUGUGUGUGUGUGUGAGAGAGAGAGAGAGAGAGAGAGAGAGCUGAUUCAGUCUAGUUUUGGUACAGAUAUGAUCUAACUGGUCACAGAGGCUAUCAUCUUACAGGGUGGAGGGGGUCUUUUGUGACUUUGUGGCCUGAAUUCUGCUAACUACAGAGAAACCAGCGCCUGAUGUUCUGUUCUUAGUGAGAAAAUGCAGUGAGAAAAGCACAGAAGUGAAACAAAGAAUACACGCCAUGUGACUAUCAGGCUGCCGCAAGGCUGACCUCAAUGGACCUGACAGUUUACAAUGCUGAUGUUAUGCUGUGGUUUCCUUUUUUUGACACACUUCAUCUGUCAUGCCAAUCCACGGAAGUGUUCUCAGUAUCAAAAUGAAGAUCGGUGCAAAAAAUGUGAACCAGGUGAACGCAUGGAGAGCAGAUGUACGGACAGUUGUCCCACGUUGUGUGUACAGUGCCCUUCUGACUACUACAUGGAUGAACCCAGUUAUGAAAUGGUCUGCAAAAGGUGCACUCAAUGCAGCAAAGAACACAUGGUGUAUAAGGUGAGCUGCUCUAAAAGUACUGAUGCAGUAUGUGACUGCGAGAGUGGAUAUAAAUGCAAUGGUAUGCCCUGCACAACAUGUGAGAAAAUCCCAACAACAGCACCACCAACAACACCAGCUCCAACAACGACAACAACAACAACAGCUCCAACAACAGCAUCAUCAUCAACAGUAACCUGUACUCGUAAACGCAAUGAGCACCCAAUAUCACCUUCCCAAGACCCACACGUGCAUGUGGAUGGAUCAUGUUGGCUUCAGUUGGUUCAUUUUUGGGGUCCAAGAAAACAUCUGCCAACUCCAGUCAAUGCACAGAGGACGAGGAAGUGCCGAUGCCAGUGCAGGAAGUGUGUGGGCAUAAAUUGUGGGAAGAAGAGAUUUGAGGGAGACAGAAGGAAGCGUCGAGAACGAGGCAAGAAAAGGCACAUAAGUGUGUGGAUUGACUACACACUGUAACACAGGCUCAUAAAAUGGCUCAAGAAGAGACACACUCAUUCUGCACCCAAACUAAUGGGAUACUGCGAGAGAAGAAAAGACACCCCUUAAGUCCACUGUAUAGCACAAUUCAACUGUUUAAUGCUCCAGUGAAACAUGACCUCAAGUCUAAAGUAAUACCACAUUUUAAAAGAGGAGAUGACACUGUGUUUGGUCCUAAGUUCAGGUUACUGUUUGGGUGGAGUUCUUCUCCUGUCUAUGUGUCUUUCCUCCAGGUUCUCUAUUUUCCUCCCACCUCCCAAAAACAUGAAUGCAGAUGGAUUGGUUUUGAUAAAUUGCCUUGAGGUGUGAACAUGUGUACAUGGUGCCCUACAAUGGACUGGAGUACCAUCAAGGAUAUACGUAUUCCUGCCUCACACCCAGUGUUAUGUUCUGGAUUUAUGGUUAUUGAAGAUGAAUUAAUUUUAUAAUAGUUGGAUUUAUUGGUUUGUGCUAAUGGAUUGAGUCUUAAAAAAUCAUAUUCAUAAAGGUGAAAACCAUAGAUUUUUUUUCCAUUUUUGAAAAGCUUACUGUCUAUAUUUUUUUUUAUUAUUUUUAUUAUUAUUGCUCAUAUAUAGCUAUUUUUCCUAAAUCUAAAUGUGAUUGCUGUAAGUUGGCCCAAAGCAAAGGAAUUGUAUUAUAAUGUUAAUAGGCAAAUUAAAUACCUUGUGGCCAUCUUUGAAAUUGCAAAAAAAAAAAAAUGUAUUUAGUGGCCAAGUCUUCUUCUUCCCUUCUUUAUAAUAAGAAUACUUCCACAUGGAGUCUAUGGCAUCCCACAGAAAAUCUUUAUACUUUUUACUGUACACUUUUUAUGAAAUGUGACACUAUGAUUUUGUUGUAUACCAUUCAAGUGCUUUAGUGCCACCAACAGGACAAAGUUGGACAUAUAUUUGUAAUAAUAACUCCACAACCCAACAUCAUAGAAAUGUCAGUUCCUUUGUCCUCAGAUUCUUUGGGUUAUACCAAGUUCAAGCUUAUCCUAUAAAUUUGUCCAGUCAAUAUGCAAAGAUGAUUUAUAGUGAAGUCCAUAAACAGGAAGUGAAGGCAAAUCUUGGCAAUGGUGUGAUAUAUUCAGAAUAAAAGCUGCACAUGAAUGAAGGACCAGACCCGAAGGGACGCCAAGAAAUUUUGUGUACAUUUACCUCUAGGGGGUGGUAUAAUUCACAAAUUUGUAAAACUGCUCAUAACGUUUGAACAGCUGAACAUCAAAUUGAAAUAAUGGUUCUUCUUUCUAUUUAUUCCCUCAAAGAUCUGGCCAAUCUGUGUUUUAAUAAAUUUGUUUUGAGUUCAUUUGAAACUUGGGAGAGCUACUCAAAAUAGGAUGUGAGGCAGUAUCACAGUAAUGGAUUAAUUUAUCCAUCCAUCCACCCAUCCAUUAUCUAUAGCCACUUAUCCUGUUCUACAGGGUCGCAGGCAAGCUGGAGUCUUUCCCAGCUGACUAUGGGCGAGAGGCGGGGUACAUCCUGGACAAGUCGCCAGGUUAUUGCAGGGCUGUGGCUUAAUUUCCAUCCAUCCGUCCAUUGUCUGUAGCCGCUUAUCCUGUUCUACAGGGUCGCAGGCAAGCUGGAGCCUAUCCCAGCUGACUAUGGGUGAGAGGCCGGGGUACACCCUGGACAAGUCACCAGGUUAUCGCAGGGUUUUGGAUUAAUUUUUCCAUUAAAUUUGCUGCUGUUAUAGACAGACUGAAAUCACUAUUUAAAAUAAAUCCAAUACAAGCAGAAAGAACAGAAAAUGGCACAUUUCUAGCUGGAACAACGUUGUUGUGUGGCAUAUUACAAGGAAGUAUUAGAAAAAAUUGUAACUGUGUGCCUUAUCUCAUUGGUGGUCUUUGACCAGCUGGAUUUUAGUAGUAGUAGAAUCCAUGAUGUUCUCUGUAAAAUUUGACAGUAAAAACUGUAAUGCUGUUAUCUCUGGACCCUGCUAGUUAGCUGUGUAUAUCUGCCAGUGUGUACUAUACCAUGUGGUUUAAUUAUGAGCACCAUAGAUUACAUUAAGUUAUCCAUACUGUAUACUGAGAAUUUUGUCUGUGAGUGUUUGUUUGUUUGUAUGUUUGUUUAGCUGUGGGGGGAAAAAUUAACUGCAUUUUAAAUUGUGCAUUUCAAAAUUUGCAUUUUUAGUAAAUUGUGUAAAUCUUUAUCCAUCGCUACU